AUCGGUUGACGCCCGGACGAUCCUCAGAUCUGAGUGACCCGUGCGGAUAUGUCGUGAGGUCACCACUCCCUAUACGAGCACAAGUCGGCUCUGCACAGCUUUCUGUGGGCUUUUUGGCUCUGGGGAUGACUACAACGGGUCACAGGCCGUUUAUGCCAAAUGUGACGUCUCGUUUCUGAGGCGUGUAUUUCAUGGUAAGAAAUCUAGAUGCCGUGGAAGUAGGACAAGUGAUACUCAAUACUUUGAAUCCCGUCAAAUCGCAUAUUGUAAGCAGCAUUCUACCAGGACUAUUAUCAGAGAGAAAGAGGAUGGCAUCAUUAAGAGCACUCACGCCCCUUGCGCGUCAGGCGACUCGGAUACCAACUGGACAGCCUUUGAGACUGGUCGGCAGACGGUUCGUGAACACGGAUACGGCGCCGGUCUUGUAUUCGGCUCACGCGAAGGUCGUGGGGGCGAGGACUGGACACGUCGAUGGUGAUGACUUGAAAGUUGACCUGACAAUGGCCAAAGCCCUCGGCGGCGAAGGCGACGCCGGCAAAACCAACCCCGAGGAACUCUUCGCGGCAGGAUACGGCGCGUGUUUUCAAUCGGCAAUGAACGCCGCCGCCAUGUCCAUGAAGAUCAAAAUGCCGGAGAAGAAAGAGGACUCGAUCGUCGAGACCACGGUGCAUUUAGUGGGGGACAUGAAGCAGCUCGAUAUGGGGCUCAGAGUGGAUAUGAAGGUCCGAGUGAAGGGAUUGUCAAAGGAGAGCCUGGAUAAGGUGGUGGCCAAGGCCAAGGAGGUUUGUCCUUAUUCGAGGGCGACGAAGGGUAAUAUCACGACGAAUAUUGAGGUCGUGCAAGAAUAGCUGAGCGAUGUAGCCAGAUGGCUAGGACCACGGUGGUAAGUGAGGGUUUUCUUGGGCGACUGGGUUGUAAGAGAUAACCUAAAAGGCGAACGCUAACGCUGAAACCACCGAGAGACAGUGAGUCAACACAUAUAAUAGCAUGCUCAGUCUUGGAAGGCACCCUGAGACCAGAACGACAGUGCUGCUUACCAGAUAUAUACUUGUCUGGAGGUACACUGACACUACGAUUAUUCAAUAUUAUGUCCUCU
Molecule: messenger RNA, 1096 nt
Organism: Exophiala viscosa
Lineage: Eukaryota; Fungi; Ascomycota; Eurotiomycetes; Chaetothyriales; Herpotrichiellaceae
Product: OsmC/Ohr family
Exons: 3
Coding region: 192-848 (218 amino acids)
Biological process (GO): response to oxidative stress
Source: RefSeq, a predicted model, not a curated record